Molecule: messenger RNA, 1953 nt
Organism: Tetrapisispora phaffii CBS 4417
Lineage: Eukaryota; Fungi; Ascomycota; Saccharomycetes; Saccharomycetales; Saccharomycetaceae
Gene: SWC4
Product: Swc4p
Exons: 1
Coding region: 1-1953 (650 amino acids)
Biological process (GO): chromatin remodeling; negative regulation of transcription by RNA polymerase II; DNA repair
Cellular component (GO): Swr1 complex; NuA4 histone acetyltransferase complex
Molecular function (GO): transcription corepressor activity
Source: RefSeq, a predicted model, not a curated record
AUGUCAUCUUCUGAUAUCUUCGAUGUUCUAAACAUUCAACAAAAGUCAAAGAGCCCUAACGUGCCAACUAGCUCCAAUGUAGCCAAACCUAAUCCAAUUAAUAAAUCCCAAGUCACUACCAUGCAAAGAGAACUUUUCAACCUUUUAGGUGAUAAUCAACCUUCAAUUAUGGUAGGAUCUAAGAAUAACAGAUUUAAAGAGAAGCUAAAUAAGAAUGUUAAGGUUUCUCCAUGGACUUUGGCUCCGUUUCAAGCUACAUCUACAUUGAAAUUGAAUCAUUGGGUUAAAGGAUCAAAGGAAUUGGUCGGUAAAGAACCACAGGAAUCGGCCUUUGCAAAAUAUAAUCAACAUUUAACUAUUCCAACUUUUACUGAAAAAGAGUACUUGAAUUUUAUGACUAUUAAAGAAAAUCAUGAUCAAUCAAUGAUUAAUAAUAAUCAAAAGGCAGAUACUAAUGUACAAGAAGAAAAGACUUUGAAUUCUAAUAAUGAAGAUUCCAGCAACAAGAAUAGUGGAAAUAAAGAAAAUGUGAAUGAAUCUUUGCCGACAGAAAAUAAAGAAGACGUAGUGGAAAAGUUCAUGGAUGCAAAUGAAUCGGUUUCUGAAGUAUUAGAUGGAUCUAAAAAGCCAACGAAUACAAAUAAAAAUGAGAACGGUGUUGAAAACUAUAAAAUGGCAGACAAUAAUGGAGUAAAUCCAGAAGCUAUUAAUGAUGAGGAUAUAAAGCAAAAUGAUGAAGAAAAUUUAGAAUCCCAUGUAUCUGUUAAUUUACCUGAUAAACAACUAAAUUCUGAAAAUGAAAACUCUAUAGAAUCUCUAAAUAAUAAUAAAAAGGAAAAAACACAGAAGGAAUGGAGUUUCAAGGAAGUAGAAUACUUGUUCAAUUUAUGCAGGAAAUUUGACUUAAACUGGCAUGUUAUAUAUGAUAGGUAUAAUUUUGAGAAUGAAAAUAAUGAUAAUGAAGACAGAAGAUUAGAUGAUUUAAAAGCAAAAUUCUAUGAAAUAAGUAAGAAAUAUUUUCUAACUAUUAGACCUGAUGAUCCUUUAGUAGCACAGCUAACAUAUUCUAAGGAAAAAGAAUUGGAAAGAAAGAGAUAUCUGGAUAGACUGCUUGCUAGAUCAGCUGCUGAAAUUGCAGAAGAAGAAGCUUUGAUUAUUGAAUCAAGGAAAUUUGAAAUGGCUGCAAAGAAGACUUUAAAUGAACGAGAGAAUUUAUUACGAUUACUAGAUUCUCCAAAUUCUAAUCAAUCUAUUUCACAAUAUAUGACUUCCCAGGGUAUUUCUCAACUUUACAGCAGUCUAUUGACAGAUAAAUCAAGGAAACGUAAACAUAUGACUUCUGUGCCUGAAAAUCCAUGGAUGAAGCAACAAAAUCAAUUUGCCCAACAAAGACAAAGAUUCCAGCAAAUGCACGGUAUAAAGCAAGAAGGAUCCAAUAUAUCUACCAACAAACCAAAUCGUCAAAAUACUACGAAUUAUGAUAUUAGCACUAGUACUAAUGACGAUACAAACAUGGAAGCUGGUUCCCAUGGCUUAGAAGCUGAAUUGAAUGCGGAUAGUAACAUGUUAAGCCAAUCCCAGAAAAGUGUUACAAAGAAACAAAAACUUGAAUUGCAAAUAGCUAAUAAGAGAAAAGCUGAAAGUGAAUAUGCUGAUAGUAUAUUGCAGAAUUUCAAUAAGGAAGAACAAGAAUCUUUGGGAUUAAAAGCUCAUGGUGAAAAGUUAAAACCAGGUGUCUACACCAGAUCAAGCAAAAUAUCAACAUAUAAACCAGCAGUUCAGAAUAAGAUAAACAUCAUAAUACAAGAACUUGGAUUGCCAUUGAGGCCUGUUAUGCUAACAUCAAAAGUUUUUGAUAAGUAUGAAGAAUUAUCAAAACAAAUCGUGACGUUAAACGACUUAAAGAGGCAUCUCGACAAGCUAGAGGCUGAGAAUUUCAUAAUAAAGAAAUAA